Molecule: messenger RNA, 1004 nt
Organism: Exophiala viscosa
Lineage: Eukaryota; Fungi; Ascomycota; Eurotiomycetes; Chaetothyriales; Herpotrichiellaceae
Product: phosphatidylserine synthase
Exons: 6
Coding region: 134-862 (242 amino acids)
Biological process (GO): phospholipid biosynthetic process
Cellular component (GO): membrane
Molecular function (GO): phosphotransferase activity, for other substituted phosphate groups
Source: RefSeq, a predicted model, not a curated record
GCUCUUCUACAAAAGUAUUGUCUGCUUCUCGUAAUAGUUACAACUUCUCAAUUUUCGGUACCUCCAUACACAUAGGCGACCGACUUCUUCACCUAACUUCAUCUCUUACCCUGUAUCCUCUCCUUUCGCGACCAUGUCUCGAAGAGCUGGGGCAACCAAUGCUGGUCAAGAAGAGACCACGGUGAAACCGAAAGACAAUAGUCAAGAGAAGCAGGCUAUGCUGUUAGCCCAAGAUGUUGGCCACUUCAGUCUAGUCAAGGCACUGCAUCUGGCUGAUCUGAUCACUGAAAUGAAUGGAUUCUGUGGAUUCAUGUCAAUACUGUCUUCCAUGCGAUACUGCCUUUCCGACCCACAAGACCUGACAAACCUGUGGUUCGCGUUCGGUUUCAUGCCCCUCGGCCUGUUCUUCGACUUCUUCGACGGCAAAGUAGCACGAUGGAGAGAAAAGUCUUCGUUGAUGGGACAAGAACUUGACUCAUUGGCUGAUCUGGUGUCCUUUGGAGUCGCACCUGCCGCCGUAGGCUUCGUGCUCGGCUUCAGAACCAACAUCGACCAGCUCUUUCUCACCUUUUAUGUUCUCUGUGGCUUGACGAGGUUGGCUCGGUUCAACGUGACUGUGGCAAUGCUUCCAAAGGACAAGACGGGAAAAUCACAAUACUUUGAAGGCACGCCCAUACCAUUCGGGUGUCUGACAACGGCAGCGGUUAUGGCUUACUGGACUUCCAUGGGAUGGAUCCACCACUCUAUACCAUUUGGGACCGUUUUGACAGGAACCCCCUUCGAAUUUCACCUUGCAAGCUUUAUGUGGCUCCUCAGCGGAAGUCUCAUGAUAUCGAAGACGCUUCACAUUCCGAAGCCUUGAAAGGAUCGCGGGCCCCAGCAGGGAAAUCCGAAUGGCAUGCAUAUAGAUGGGUGGUAGACUUAUGCAUAGACAAGUAGCAGUGGCAGUGUCGGACUUCAUCCACUCCCUGGAAGUAUACAGCUUCAAGCUUUCAAGCCCCAUA